AUGGCAACCAACGAGCAAUCCACCCCUAAGGCCAAAGUCACCAAGUCGACCACGGGUAGAGUUGUGAAGCGAAUCCCCGUGAAGACGUCCUCUGCCAAGACUACCCCCGGCUAUGUUCCUGACAAGGACCUAGUGUUCUUGUGGAAGUGUAUCAAGAUGUCUACCGGAGUGAAAAUUGAUUGGGCCGCCGUCGCCGACGAUGCCGGAAAGUCAGUCAACACCAUUCAGAAGCAGUACUCCCGACUGAACAUCAAGUUGGAGAAGUAUGUUGCUACCAUGCGGCCCGGUGUUGCGUCUGAAACCGAGGAUGACACUAACGACAAGGCUGUCCAGGCCUUCAACCCCGAGUCUGACUAG
This is a messenger RNA of Penicillium griseofulvum, 357 nucleotides long. RefSeq lists its product as uncharacterized. Lineage: Eukaryota; Fungi; Ascomycota; Eurotiomycetes; Eurotiales; Aspergillaceae. The coding region runs from base 1 to 357 and encodes 118 amino acids. The record is from RefSeq and is a predicted model, not a curated record. The transcript has 2 exons.